Branchiostoma floridae (Florida lancelet) is the source of this 621-nucleotide messenger RNA. Its product is annotated as zinc finger protein 436-like. Gene Ontology annotation, cellular component: nucleus. Gene Ontology annotation, molecular function: RNA polymerase II transcription regulatory region sequence-specific DNA binding; DNA-binding transcription factor activity, RNA polymerase II-specific. The transcript has 2 exons. Gene Ontology annotation, biological process: regulation of transcription by RNA polymerase II. The record is from RefSeq and is a predicted model, not a curated record. Lineage: Eukaryota; Metazoa; Chordata; Leptocardii; Amphioxiformes; Branchiostomatidae. The coding region runs from base 1 to 621 and encodes 206 amino acids.
AUGUGCGGGGAAUGUGGAUACUGUGCGGAUAAGUCGUCUGACUUAACCUUGCAUAUAAAAACACACGCAGCUGAAAAACCCUACACGGGCCUUAAUUCUACUGCAGAGAAACACAACAUUGACUACCACAUGACAGCAAAGCAUUGUCAAAAACCCUACAUGUGUGCGGAUUGUGGAUACAGAGCAACGCAAAUAACUGACUUGUCCAAACACGUGAGAAUCCAUGCAGGAGAUAGACCGUACAAGUGCAACCAGUGUGACUAUUCCGCCGCACGAAAGUCCAGUUUAGACAUGCAUCUAGCAAAACACAGUGCACGGAAAUCCAGUUUGGACCAACAUCUAGCAAACCACACUCAAGACAAACCCUACAUGUAUGGGGAGCGAGGGUACAGGGCAGCUCAAAGGUCUACAAUAUACCAACAUUUGAAACCCCAGUCAGAUGAAAAACCAUACAAGUGUGACCAGUGUGACUAUUCUACAACACAGAAAUCCAGUAUAGACCAACAUCUAGCAAACCACACUGAUGACAAGCCCUACAUGUGUGGGGAAUGUGGGUACAGGGCCACUGAAAUGCCUAAUCUAUCCCGACAUAUGAGAAUGCAUACAAAUGAAAAACCCUAG